AUAAAGCAAUUUCCCCAUCGAAUUCAUGAAAACUGUCUUCAAAUAAGUAUGUAAACAGUACAUACAAGAUACAAUUCAUUUGCGUUUGGUUGAGUGAGAAACUGAGAAAGAAAAAGGAACGGACGUCAGGACGUACGCUGUCAGAGCGAGGCUUGCUGAUCGUGCUCUCUUGGUAGAUGAUGUCAUGAUUUUGUUGUGAGAUUUUCGUGUUCUUCGAUUCGUGUAUGUUAAAAUGACGUAUCACAUGUCGCGCCUGUUAUCGGAUGAUCUCGAAGAACCCGCAGCAUCGAAUUCGCGUAUUCGUAACCCUUUUGUAUCUUUCCGGAUCUGAUGCACACCCUUGAUGAGAAUGUCGAUUAUGUAUCUCGUUGAGAGUUAAGCAUAAUCUAUACAUGUGUAGAUAAAAUUUAUACACUUUACAAUGUGGUCCUUUUUCUCGAGAGAUCCAGCUAAGGAUUUCCCAUAUGAUAUAGGAGAACCAAUUCCAAGCUUGGAAAACAAAAGUAUUUGGACACUACACAGAGCUAAAAGAAAGGGCGCUACAAGUGGUGAGGAUGUUUCAGUUUUCGUUUUUGAUGUUAAAAAUGGAGGAGAGCAACAGUUGGAAAUUGCACGCUCGGCCGUCAAGAGGCUUAAGACGCUUAGGCAUCCAAGUAUACUUGCGUACCUCGACAGUCUUGAGACUGACAAAAUGGUUUACUUGGCAACGGAGCGUGUGGAGCCAUUACAUAAUCGUUUGACGCAGAAAUGUAAUUCUGAAAACGAACCUAAGAAGGAAUUAUAUUUUUCCUGGGGUAUAUUUCAAAUUACAAGAGCACUGAACUUUUUAAAUAACGAUGGGAAUUUACGACAUAACAAUGUCAAUCUAUGGACAGUGUUCGUUAAUGAAGAAAGUGGCGAGUGGAAACUUGGUGGAGUCGAGUAUAUGACAGCUGUAGAUACACCAUACAAUUUAUUACCUGCUACUUUUCAAGUGUAUCAACCACCAGAGGCUAAAGAAAGUGCAAAACCAGUGACUAAAUGUUCAGUGGAUAUGUGGGGACUUGGCUGUCUGAUUUGGGAAACCUACAAUGGCACCCUCAACACAAGUUCGCAACUUAAAAUAACAGGUCAGAUUCCCAAGCAGAUAACGGCGGUAUAUCGAGAAUUGACGGGAGCUAAUCCGGAAGGAAGACCAAAUCCAGCAGACGUGAUAGCACGUUGUCGCAGUAAUGGAGGUUUCUUCAAGAACGAUCUCGUUGACGCUUUGUUGUUCCUGGAAGAGAUUCAGAUGAAGGAGAGGGGCGAGAAGGGACGAUUCUUUUCGCAGUUGGCGGGUCAGUUAGAUUCGUUUCCCGUUGGUGUCGGUAGAUACAAGAUCCUGCCUCAAUUAUUAGCUGCCUUCGAGUUUGGGGACGCAGGAAGCGCGGUGUUACCGCCGCUGUUGCAACUUGGUUCUCAGUUACCUGAUGUCGAGUAUCAACGUCGGGUGGUGCCCUGCGUCGUCAAGUUGUUCGCUUCGAACGACAGAGCGACGAGAUUACGCUUACUGCAACAGUUGGACCGAUUCGUCGAUCACCUGCAAUCGGCAACUGUUAAUGAAGCUAUUUUCCCCCAGGUAGCAAGAGGCUUCCUCGACACAAACCCUGCAAUCAGAGAAGAAACGAUAAGAUCGGUUGUACAUUUAGCGCCAAAGUUAGAUUAUAAUAAUCUUAAUGUCGAAACUUUAAGAUACUUUGCAAAGCUUCAGUCAAAGGACGAACAAGGCGGUAUUCGCACGAAUACCACAGUUUGCCUUGGAAAAAUUGCUCAACAUCUUCACCCUCAGAUAAGGCAAAAAGUACUGAUCGGUGCGUUUAUUCGUGGCACUCGUGAUUCUUUUCCUCCAGCUAGAACUGCGAGUAUACUGGCUCUAGCUGCAACGCAGCAAUACUUCCUGCUGCAGGAAGUUGCAAAUCGCAUUCUACCGGCACUGUGUCCGCUUACUACAGACGUGGACAAGGGUGUACGAGACAAUGCAUUCAGAACCAUUCGAGGUUUCUUAUCUAAGCUUGAGACGGUCUCUGAAGAUCCUGGUCUUCGCGAAUCGAUGGAGGCGGAUGUAAACACCGCGACACCAAGCCUCAGCAACGCCGCGGCAACAUGGGCUGGAUGGGCUGUUACAGCGGUCACAGCGAAAUUCUAUCGCAGUCAAUCAGACACGCCGAAAUCGUCAAAUAACACAUCGAGGAUCUUAUUAAAUAAACCUGCUUCCUUAGAACAAGCCAGUAGCUCCCAGAGCAGUGCCAGUACGACUGCCACUACGAGCAGUGCAACGAGCAUGACGUCCCUUGAUCCUGAUCACGAGCAUGACACGCAAAAUACACAAAAUACAAAUUCUGAUUGCGAUUGGGAUUGUUGGGAUGCCGAUAACUGGGGAGACAUGGAGCAACAGCCUGCAGCUACGCCAUCGGUGCCAUUGAAUCCAGCUAGUAGUAUAUCGCCAUCCGGCCACUCCCCUAAGGCAAACGAGCAGUGGACCAGCCUUGAGGAGGAACCGGAAGAAGAAACAAUCCAAAGUGUUCAAAAUAAAAAUGAUUCUUCCGAGGUAGGAUGGGAGGAUUCAGAGUUUCAACCUCUCGAGGAUGUUCAACCUGUAGAGCAACCAGCCGUACCUACUGGAAAUAAUAAAUUUGAAGAGGCCAGAAGAAAAAGAGAGGAACGCAAACUGGCUAGACAAAGACAGAUGGAAGCGAAACGGGCAAUAAGAAUACGACCCAGUACAUCUCCGAAGAAGAUUUAAGCAAACCAAUUAUACGCCGUAUAUACUAAUAUGUACCAUUGUACAUUAAGUGAAUUAAAUAUUACGAUACAAU
Molecule: messenger RNA, 2834 nt
Organism: Ooceraea biroi (clonal raider ant)
Lineage: Eukaryota; Metazoa; Arthropoda; Insecta; Hymenoptera; Formicidae
Gene: yata
Product: N-terminal kinase-like protein yata
Biological process (GO): protein phosphorylation
Molecular function (GO): ATP binding; protein kinase activity
Source: RefSeq, a predicted model, not a curated record